GGGGGGGGAGGGGCAGGCCAAAGGUUCACGUCCGGCGUCCUGGUGCCUCGGACCACGUCGAUUGCGAGACUGCCGAGCCAAAAGGAGGAGGACAGUGAUUAUCGACACCCUCGACACCGUAAACAAUGGCGACCGCACGGGCCGGCGAAAGCAUCAGUGGGAGCAGAAUCAAGGGACCGGCUGCUCGUUUAUCGGCCGCUGUCGACAGAGCUGCAUCGGUCAGCGUGCAAUAUGUGCGGAGUACCACGGGCGUUGUUGCGCGACCGGCCGACCACGCGGCGUCGUCGUUAAGCGACGGCAUGGAACUGAGCGAUCGCACGGAGAGCUGCCGGCUCGCGGUGCCGGACGAGACGAGCCCGCUGCUGGCGUUCCCGGCGACCGGGGUCCGGCCGCGCCGCUGCUCGUCGCUGGGCAGCCGCGACGACGCGCCCGAGGCGGACGCCGAGGUCGUCGACGAGGAGAAGCCACAGGUCUCGCCCAGACAGCUAUGGCUCAACCGCGUCAAGACCGGCGUGCUCAGCCUCAUCGUCGUGUUCGCCGUGGUGGUGAUGAGCUUCAUCCCCGAGCUGACCGAGACGUGGACCAGCGUCGCGAUCACCGGAAACGAGUCGUACGUUCACAACCUGAGCCUGCUGCUGGAGCCGGGUCACCCCGUGGUGCGGGUUCGUGCUCGGGGGCCGUUCAUCUCCGAGGAGCUCGGCAACCUGUCCGGGCUGUGGACAGUGUUCACGCUCGAGGGCAGCGCAGACCCACCGGUCCGAGUGCCCACUGCGCCGCCGCCACUGCAGCCGACGCCAGUGCAGUGGGAGCACCUGUUUCCUCUGCCCAGGGACUCCGUCGCUCAGCGGCAGCCCCUGGGUGGCUACGCUCUCGAGGUGCACCUGGAGUCGUCAUCGGACGUGGCUAGCGUGCCGCAGGUAUCGCUCAGCGUGGACGUGAGUGCAUUCACUGAGCUCACGCAGCUCGGGCUGCUCAUGGGCGGAGCGGUGCUGCUGGGCCUGUACGUGCUCAUCGUGUUCGAGCUGGUGCACCGUACGCUGGCCGCCAUGCUGGCAGCCACGGCGGCCAUCGCGUGCCUCGCGCUCAUCGGGGACCGGCCAAGCCUCGCGAAGGUGAUGUCAUGGCUGGACGUGGAGACUCUCUGCCUGCUCUUCGGCAUGAUGGUGCUGGUGGCCAUUCUGUGCGAGACGGGCUUCUUCGACUACGCGGCCGUGGUCGCUUUCCGCGUGGCGCGCGGUCAGGUCUGGCCCCUGGUCACGACGUUGUGCGCCACCACGGCGCUUGUGUCCGCCUUCCUGGACAACGUCACCACCAUACUGCUCAUGACACCAGCCACCAUCAAGCUUUGCGAGGUGAUGGACCUGGACCCGAAGCUCAUCCUCAUCUGGCUGGUGAUAUUCUCGAACAUUGGCGGAGCCGCCACGCCCGUUGGCGACCCUCCGAACGUCAUCAUCAUCUCCAACCAGCAGGUCGCUGCCAUGGGCAUCAACUUCACCUCGUUCACGGCGCACAUGGUGCCUGGGGCGCUGCUGUGCCUGGCGGGUGCGUACCUCCUGCUGCGGCUGCGCGACACCAAGAGCCUGCGGCCGCACGAGGCGCCCGAGUUGCUGGAGCUUCAGCGCGAGCUGGACAUCUGGCGCAAGGCGUACCGCUCGCUGUCCGAGUACUCGCGCGACGAAAAGCACGUCAAGGACAUCCUCGAGCGGAAGGUGAAGCGCCUCGAGCGCCUGCGCUCCCGCAAGGCGGCCGAUCUGCGCUGCACCGAGGAGGGAUUUCGCCAGAACCUGCAGUUGCUCUCCGACAAGUACAAGAUCCGUAACCGUGGCCUGCUGGUGAAGACCGGCAUCGUGCUGGGAUGCGUCAUUGUGCUCUUCUUUAUGCAGAGCUUUCCCAACCUGCACCUGAGCCUAGGCUGGAUCGCCGUCCUGGGCGCGCUGCUGCUCCUGGUCCUGGCCGACCUGGACGACCUGGAGCCCGUGAUGGCGCGCGUCGAGUGGACCACGCUGGUGUUCUUCGCCGCGCUGUUCGUGGUGAUGGAGGCGCUGGGCGAGCUCCAGCUCAUCUACUUCAUCGGCCAGCGCACGCAGGAGUGGAUCGGCGCGCUGCGGCCGCAGUCGCAGCGCCCCGUGGCCAUCCUCAUCGUGACGUGGGUGUCGGCGCUCGCCUCGUCGCUCAUGGACAACAUCCCGUUCACCACCGCCAUGGUCAAGGUGGUGACGGGCCUCUCCGAGGGUCCCGCGCUCGUGUACGCACUCGCGUGGGGCGCCUGCCUGGGCGGCAACGGCACGCUCAUCGGCGCCUCGGCCAACGUGGUCUGCGCCGGGGUCGCCGAGCAGCACGGUCACCGGUUCACCUUUUUCGACUUCUUCAGAAUCGGCUUCCCCGUCAUGCUGCUGACGACGGCGAUCGCCUCACUGUGGCUGCUCUUCUGCCACGUAUGGCUGCAGUGGAACACCUAGGCCACAACCUCAAGACUUUAGGAUUAAUAAACGAAAUAAACACGUUGGAACACCUUUGUAUAUGGCAAAAUAAGAAACCAUUCUCUUUAUAUCGACAAA
Molecule: messenger RNA, 2558 nt
Organism: Dermacentor andersoni
Lineage: Eukaryota; Metazoa; Arthropoda; Arachnida; Ixodida; Ixodidae
Product: P protein-like
Biological process (GO): transmembrane transport
Cellular component (GO): membrane
Source: RefSeq, a predicted model, not a curated record